Molecule: messenger RNA, 3807 nt
Organism: Stegastes partitus (bicolor damselfish)
Lineage: Eukaryota; Metazoa; Chordata; Actinopteri; Pomacentridae
Gene: rasgrf2b
Product: Ras protein-specific guanine nucleotide-releasing factor 2b
Exons: 28
Coding region: 1-3807 (1268 amino acids)
Biological process (GO): Ras protein signal transduction
Cellular component (GO): plasma membrane
Molecular function (GO): guanyl-nucleotide exchange factor activity
Source: RefSeq, a predicted model, not a curated record
AUGCAGAAGAGCGUCCGCUACAACGAGGGGCACGCGCUGUUUCUGUCGGCGGUCGCGCGUAAAGAGGGAACCAAGCGCGGCUACCUGUGCAAGAAGGCGGCGGAGAACAGCCGAUGGCACGAGAAGUUCUUCGCCCUCUACCAGAAUAUACUGUUCUACUUCGAGAACGAGCAAAGCGCGCGACCUGCUGGGAUUUACCUGUUGGAAGGAUGCACCUGCGAGCGCGCACCAGCGCCCAAGAUGUCCACGACUGGGAAGGAAGCGCUGGAGAAACAGCACUACUUCCUCAUCGUGUUCGGUCACGAUGGACAGAAGCCUCUGGAACUACGAACAGAGGAGGAGUACGAGUGUGAUGAAUGGGUGGAGGCCAUCCAGCAGGCCAGCUACUCUGACAUCAUCAUCGAGCGAGAGGUGCUGAUGCAGAAGUACAUCCACCUCGUGCAGAUCGUGGAGACGGAGAAGGUUGCUGCCAAUCAGCUGCGCACUCAGCUCGAGGAUCAGGACACUGAAAUCGAGCGGCUCAAAGCAGAGAUUGUGGCUCUGAACAAAACUAAGGAGCGAAUGCGGCCUUACCACGUCUACCACGAGAAUGAAGACCCGGACAUCAAGAAGAUCAAAAAGGUGCAGAGCUUCAUGCGGGGCUGGCUCUGUCGGAGGAAGUGGAAGAUUAUUGUUCAGGACUACAUCUGCUCUCCUCACGCUGAGAGCAUGAGGAAGAGGAACCAGAUCGUCUUCAAUAUGGUGGAGGCAGAGACAGAGUACGUCCACCAGCUCUACAUCCUGGUCAACUGCUUCCUCAGACCUCUGAGGAUGGCUGCCAGCUCCAAGAAACCCCCAAUCAGCCACGACGACGUCAGCAGCAUCUUCCUCAACAGCGAGACCAUCAUGUUCCUACAUGAGAUUUUCCAUCAAGGCUUGAAGGCGAGGAUCGCCAACUGGCCAACUCUGGUGCUGGCCGACCUGUUCGACAUCCUGCUGCCCAUGUUGAACAUCUACCAGGAGUUUGUGCGUAACCACCAGUACAGCCUGCAGGUUUUGGCCAACUGCAAGCAGAACAGAGACUUUGACAAGCUGCUGAAACAGUACGAGUCCAACGCCGCCUGCGAGGGAAGGAUGCUCGAGACCUUCCUCACGUACCCGAUGUUCCAGAUUCCUCGUUACAUCAUCACCUUACAUGAACUACUGGCCCACACACCUCAUGAGCACGUGGAACGCAAGAGUCUUGAAUUCGCCAAGUCCAAAUUAGAGGAGCUGUCCAGAGUAAUGCACGACGAGGUGAGCGACACAGAAAACAUUCGGAAGAACCUGGCCAUAGAGAGGAUGAUAGUGGAGGGCUGCGACAUCCUGCUGGACACCAGCCAGACCUUCGUCAGGCAGGGCUCUCUGAUCCAGCUGCCAUCGGUGGAGCGAGGGAAGCUCAGUAAGGUCCGUCUGGGCUCGCUGUCUCUGAAGAAGGAAGGCGAAAGACAGUGUUUUCUCUUCACCAAACACUUCCUUGUCUGCACACGCAGCUCUGGGGGGAAGCUACACCUGCUAAAGCAAGGUGGAGUUCUGUCCCUAAUUGACUGCACGCUGAUCGAGGAACCAGAUGCCAAUGACGAGGAAUCUAAGGCCGGAGGUCAGGUUUUCGGUCAGCUGGACUUUAAGCUGGUGGUGGAGCCGACAGACUCGCCUUCGUUUACCGUGGUGUUGCUGGCGCCGUCGCGGCAGGAGAAGGCUGCGUGGACCAGCGAUAUUAGCCAGUGCAUCGAUAAUAUCCGCUGUAAUGGCUUGAUGACCAGCGUGUUUGAGGAAAACUCUAAAGUCACCGUGCCUCACAUGAUCAAAUCCGAUGUGCGUCUCCAUAAAGAUGAUGUUGACAUUUGCUUCAGCAAGACGCUCAACUCCUGCAAGGUCCCCCAGAUCCGUUACGCCAGCGUGGAGCGGCUGCUGGAGAGGCUGACCGACCUGCGCUUCCUCUCCAUAGACUUCCUCAACACCUUCCUGCACACAUACAGGAUCUUCACCGCAGCCACCGUGGUCAUGGACAAACUGGCCGACAUCUACAAGAAGCCCUUCUCCUCCAUACCGAUCAGGUCCUUGGAGUUGUUUUUUGCCACCAAUCAAAACAACCGAAGUGGCGAGCACACAAACGACAGAUCUCCUCGUCUCUGCCGCAAGUUCUCCUCUCCUCCCCCUCUGUCCAUCUCGUCCCGCACCUCCUCCCCGGUCCGAGCCCGGAAGCUGUCCCUCCACUCCCCCAUCACGGCCAGGGUGGGAGGCCUGGACCUCACCAGCCCUCUGUCCAACUCCAACCACAACACGUCCCAGUCGGCCGCCAGCAGCCCCACAUCAGCCCAAACCCCCCAGACUCCCACGCCUCAGACCCCGACCCCGACCACCUCCUCUCCUCCCCCUCCACCCUCCUCCACCUCCCCUCCGCCCAACAACUCCAAGCCGCCGCUGGACCAAGUUCCUCCCAUUCCCUCGUCCCCCGACCAGAGUCCCUGCCAGACCGCGGAGGGGGACGAGGUGCCCAGGAUCGACCCCUUCUGUGGGAAGCUGCGACGGAGCAUCCGCAGAGCUGUGCUGGAGUCAGUCUCCCUGGAGAAAAUCAUCCCCGAGUCUCCACAGGGCAGCGAAGCAGGAGACAUGUCUCCGUGUCGCUCUCCUUCCACACCUCGACACCUCCGCUACAGACAGCCUGGAGUCCAGUCAGGCGAGAACUCACGCUGCUCCGUCUCUCCGGCCUCGGCCUUCGCCAUCGCCACAGCAGCAGCAGGACACGGUUCACCACCAGUGUUUACUAACUCGGAAAGAACCUGCGAUAAGGAGUUCAUCAUUCGUCGAGCUGCGACUAACAGAGUUCUCAACGUGCUGCGCCACUGGGCCUCCAAACACUCACAGGACUUUGAGAUGAACGGGGAGCUGAAGAUGUCAGUGAUCUGCCUCCUGGAGGAGGUGCUCAGAGAUCCAGACCUGCUGCCUCAGGAGAGGAAAGCCACCGCCAACAUACUAAGUGCCCUUUCUCAGGACGAGCAGGAUGACGCCCAGCUGAGGAUAGAGGACAUCCUACAGAUGGCGGACUGUCCGAAGGCAGAGUGUUUCGAGUCCCUCUCGGCGAUGGAGUUGGCCGAGCAGAUCACUCUGCUGGAUCACAUCGUCUUCCGGAGCAUUCCUUAUGAAGAGUUCCUGGGCCAGGGCUGGAUGAAGGUCGACAAGACGGAGAGGACGCCCUACAUCAUGAAAACUAGUCAACACUUCAAUGAUAUGAGCAACCUGGUGGCGUCCCAGAUCAUGACCCACACCGACGUGGGCUCCAGGGCCAGCUCCAUCGAGAAGUGGGUCGCCGUGGCGGACAUCUGUCGCUGUCUCAACAACUACAACGGCGUGCUGGAGAUCACGUCUGCGCUCAAUCGCAGCGCCAUCUACCGUCUGAAGAAGACCUGGGCUAAAAUCAGCAAACAGAGCAAAGCGCUGAUGGACAAACUGCAGAAGACCGUGUCCUCCGAGGGAAGAUUCAAGAACCUGAGGGAGACGCUGAAAAACUGCAACCCUCCAUGUGUGCCAUACCUGGGAAUGUAUCUCACAGACUUGGCCUUUAUCGAGGAGGGAACCCCGAACUUCACCGAGGAGGGUCUCGUUAACUUCUCCAAGAUGAGGAUGAUAUCCCACAUCAUCAGAGAGAUCCGACAGUUCCAGCAGACGCCGUACAGAAUAGAGCAUCAAGCCAAGGUGACGCAGUACCUUCUGGACAAGACUCUGAUCAUGGACGAGGACACGCUCUACGACCUCUCGCUGAAGAUCGAGCCCAGGCUUCCCGCCUGA